Molecule: messenger RNA, 1340 nt
Organism: Salpingoeca rosetta
Lineage: Eukaryota; Choanoflagellata; Craspedida; Salpingoecidae
Product: eukaryotic translation initiation factor 3 subunit G
Exons: 1
Coding region: 97-822 (241 amino acids)
Cellular component (GO): cytoplasm; eukaryotic translation initiation factor 3 complex
Molecular function (GO): translation initiation factor activity; RNA binding
Source: RefSeq, a predicted model, not a curated record
CCCCCGCCUUUCACGUGCCUUGGCAGAUACAGCAGGCGCAUUCACCCCACACAAGCAUAACCUCACACCCACACACACACAUCCACACAUCUGACGAUGACGGCGACAGACGCGACGGAGCUGCCACCUGUGGACGAGCGCCUGGUGAUUGAGGAAGGAGACACACAGAAGGUGAUUGAGGUGGUCGAGGAAGACGGCAAGCGGUUCAAGCAGACGACAGUGUACAACGUUGUGCGCGAGGAAGUGAAGAUGCCCUCGCGCGUGUUGGCGCGGCGGUCGUGGGCCAAGUUUGGCAAGUCCGCGCGCGCGCCGCCUGGCCCGGAGCCCAUGACCACGUCCAUCAGCGAUGAGGUGUUCAUUGAAUUCACUGCCGCCAGAGAGGCUGAGGCCGCCGAGCAGCGCAAGCAGGAGGAGCAGCGCCAGAAGGCACAGCAGAUGAGCGUGCCAUACCGCCUUCCCGUGGCCCUGCGCCAGGAGAAGACGGAGGAGGAGAUGCCCAAGCGGCCACAGACCGGCGCGUACCGUGCACCGCGAACGCGUAACGGCGCCGCAUCUGCCUUCGAUGAGGAGCAGCCCAGCCUGCAGAUCACCAACCUGCCGCCCUGGACCACAGAUGACGAUUUGCGCGAUCUCUGCAACGCCAUCGCCCCCGUGCGCCGCGUGUUCCUUGCCAAGGACAAGCGCACUGGCGACGCCAAGGGCUUUGCAUAUGUCGACUUCAACAUGCGCCAGGAUGCUGCAACGGCGCUGGAGAAACUGGACGGCCACCGCUAUGGCCCCUCUGUGCUUUCGUGCGAGUGGGCCAAGCCCAGGAGGAAAUAGGUCCUUUUCGUGCUUGUUCUGAUGUUCUGUGCAUGUAUGUGUGCAUGUAUGUGUGUGUGUGUGUCUGUGUGUGUGUGUGAUUGUGACUAUGUGUGCUUUCGUGUGUCUGUGUGUCUGUGUGUGCGUACGUGUGUGUUCUGUUGUGCGCUGAUUCGCGGCGGUGUUGCGCGCGUGAGUUGAUGCGCAUUGACGUUGUCCUGCCAUGUGGCUCGACAGCAUACACUCCCUUUGUGUUGUCGAUGCACGGUGAUGGUGAUUCGUGUGGGUUUUGCAGCAAGCUGUUGGUUCUUUACUUUACCCCUCUUCCUCCUCUUCACUGUGCACUUAACAACCCAACCCCCCUCUUUCGCUGAUUGCUCCCUCCACACCAUCCAUGAUUCACUACUGAGAUUACACAUUUUAAGGAGUGAUGUGACAUGAGACCCUUGGCACAACUGUCAACACAGGUGACCUGAUUACACACACACACACACAUUGAGAGCAUGCGUGCAUGUGCACGCACAUACAAGACAAUUGCC